Molecule: messenger RNA, 2294 nt
Organism: Columba livia (rock pigeon)
Lineage: Eukaryota; Metazoa; Chordata; Aves; Columbiformes; Columbidae
Gene: NKPD1
Product: NTPase KAP family P-loop domain containing 1
Exons: 3
Coding region: 1-1998 (665 amino acids)
Source: RefSeq, a predicted model, not a curated record
AUGGAGAUGGGGACAUGGGGAUGGGGCCAGGGCCGGGCCAGUGACAGUCCCCAUGUCCCCAGGCUGUCUGUGUGUCCGUGUGCGGGGGGGGGCCCCGCGGGACCCCCCGGCUGCAGCGAGGAGCGUCUGGCCUGUCUGUGCCCGGAACGGGACAAUGACACCGGCCACCGCGGCCACCACUGCCACCACGGCGGCAACAGCGAGGGGCAGCCCGGCGAGCAGCCAGAGGCGCUGACGGAGGACGACGUGUACUGCCGCUGCCUGUCCAAGACGCUGUGCCACGCGGCCACCCCGGUCACCGUGGGCUUCUACGCGCCCUGCGGCCACCGGCUCUACACGCUGCUCGACAAGGUCACCGCCUUCAUGCGCCAAGAAAUGACCCGGCGCGAAGACUCGGCGCGGCGCCGCGGCCACCAACCCCCUCGCUCCCCCCACGGUUGGGGGCUCCUCCAAGCCCUAUGGCUACUGGCCUUUUACCGCCCGGUCGUCACCGAGAGCCACCUGCGCCGCAAGAACAUCCGGUUCCUCUUCGUGCGCUUCAGCGCCUGGCAGUUCGCCGGUUGUGACAAGCUCUGGGCCGGCUUGGUGACAACCUUAUGUGACAGCGUCCGCCACCAUUUCGGCGCCCUGCCCCUCGGCGUCUACCGGGUGAUGGGGACGCGGCCGCGCUUCGCCGACGGCUUCAGCCAGCGCGAGUGGGUGCUCAAACGCGGCGCCUGCCUCAAGCUUUGGGGUGUUGUCGCCGUCCUCGUUAUCGGCGUCACCAUCCUGCUGGUGGCCCUGUUGUUGCCGCACCUCAAGGACCACCAGGUGCUGAAGGUGGUUGGCGGCGCCAUCACGUCCAUCUCCAGCUCCAGCCUCAUCCUCGGCGCCUUCUCCGUCCUCAAGCACGUUUUGAUCAGCCAAAAGCACAAGAUCGAGCAGUUGACCAACAGCGACAAGUUCGCCGGGCAGUUGGGCUUCAUGAGCAAAGUGCGGCGGGAGGUGGAGGCGCUGCUCGACUUUUUGGCGUUCAUGGAGAUCUUCGAGCGGCGCCGUUUCCGCGUGGUGCUGGAAAUCACCAGCUUGGACACGUGUUACCCGGAGAAAGUCGCCGGCGUCCUCAACGCCAUGAACACGUUGCUUUCCAGAACCAACACGCCCUUCAUCUUCAUCCUCGCCGUGGAUCCCAGUGUCAUUGUCCCCUGCUUGGAGCAGAGCAGCUGCAUGAAGGGCAUGGCGGACAGCGGGUACCUAUAUCUGAGCCGUACGGUCACGUUGCCGUUCUCCAUCCCGGAGAUGGGCGCCCGCUCGCGUUUGAGUUGCCUUGAAGCCGCCGUGCAAACGCGGGAGGAUUUAAUGUACCGCAUCAUCACCGGCAACGUGGAGCAGCGGCGCCGCGCCAAGUGCGGCGCCGCCAUCGCCGGCCCCGACCACCGCGAGCUGGAUGCGGCCGCGGUGCUUUACAUCCACGAAGCGUUCCGUUGCCUCCACGAUGCCGCGGACCCGUUGGCCGCGUACGUCCCAACCAGCGCCGCGCACGUGCGCCGCAUCGUCAACACCAUCCCCAUCACCAUCCGGCUCCUCCUGCACCGCGCCGGCGGCCCCGGCGCCGUGUCGCCCCGCGCGGCCGCCGCGUGGGUGGUGAUGGCCGAUGGGUGGCCGUGCCGGUUGAGUUGGGUGUUGCAAUGCCUGGAAGACGCGUGGCAGCGCCAACCGGCGCCGGAUUUCUCCGGGAGGUCUUUGUGGAGCGUUUUCCAACAGACGGCGGCGGAGCUGAGCGCCCUGCGGCAACCGCUGCGUAACGUCUUGGGGUUGGAUGGGGACCCCGAGUUGUUCCGCGCCUUCCUCGCCCGCGACUUCCCCUUCACCGCCGGUGACGCGCGGGUCCUCCUCGGUGUCACCGUCAACCUGGACCACUCCAUCCGCCGCAAGAUGGGGCUCCUGCGCGGCAUCGACGGGCUCAAGAAAUCCGGCGGCACCGUGUCCCGCGGCGUCCAGUGUCCCCACCCCGAGUGACGCGAUAUCCCCCCUCCCCAAAACGGACUUGGGCGGCGGUGACACCGCGGUGUCCCCCGUUGGUGACGUGAGGGCGCCCCUUGUGGAUUUGGGGACCAUUCGUGUCUCUAAGGGGAGGUGACAACGCACUGGGGUGACUGGGGACACCCGAGGUGACCGUGGCGGGGGUGUCGCCAUCGCAGGGACCCCGGCGUCCGGGUGACCCCAAUUACCCGCCCCGGUGACGUCCCCAGGUUGUGUCCCCACGACCACACAAGGGGGGGUCGUCCCAUAAUAAACCAGUUUAACCAGUUCAA